GGUUAUUUCUCAAUAAAUACCAUUAACAUCUCUUUCUUACUCAUAUACUGAAAGAUGGAGAUUAGCGAUGACCCUGCUGCAAUGGCGACAGUGGCACCAUUGGCACCAGUCACAGCUCAACGACCUGUUCGGAGUGACCUUGAGUUAUCCAUUUCUAAGCCCUACAUGGCUAGAGCUAUGGCUGCACCAGACAUGGAACAUCCAGAUGGCACAAAAGAACACAGUGCUUGUGGCAUGAGUGUGCUCCAGCAACAUGUCGCCUUCUUUGAUCAAGACAACAAUGGCAUUGUUUAUCCUUGGGAGACUUACACCGGCCUUCGAGCUAUUGGGUUCAAUGUACUCGUAUCUUUAGUUUUGGGAUUAGGUUUCAAUCUAAUAUUUAGUUACCUUUCCCUCCCAGGUUACAUUCCAAAUUUGCUGCUUCCAAUUCACAUAGCCAACAUACACAAAGGCAAGCAUCCAAGUGAUUCUGGGACAUACGAUACUGAAGGAAGGUAUCUUCCUGUUAACUUCGAGAAUAUAUUUAGCAAAUAUGGCAAAACAUCCCCAGAUAAGCUAACCUUGAGAGAGCUAUGGAACAUGACGCAAGGAAAUCAUGUUGCAUUCGAUAUUGUGGGAUGGAUAUUAAACAAGUUCGAGUGGGGGCUUGUAUACAUUAUAGCUAAAGAUGAGGGAGGUUACCUAUCAAAAGAAGCCAUGAGAGGUCUAUUUGAUGGCAGUUUGUUCGAGAAACUAGCCAAAACGAAGGCAGCCAAAGAGAAAAAGAAGACUUGAAAGCCAUCAUGUCCUUAUGCCCAACGAAAUAAAAUCUGUACGCAACUACAAAACCAUUGGUAUCAUUAUAGGCA
Messenger RNA from Lactuca virosa, 848 nucleotides. The record is from the annotation of a GenBank genome assembly. NCBI's taxonomy places the organism in Eukaryota, Viridiplantae, Streptophyta, Magnoliopsida, Asterales, Asteraceae.